AGACGAUGGCUACGCCCAUUCCCGCGCUUGAGACACAAAAAGCGUGCCAUUCGCACCUUGCUGCGAUGUAUGACAAGAUUCAAAGCUCUGCGUCCAACAAGCUAUGGCAUCAAGCGACCCUUGCACUGGAGGAGCUCUGCAGAGACCCAUGCUUCUCCGAGGAGGGCAACAAGGAUCUGAUCACACUUUACAACGAGGUUGUGGCGGACCAGCCCUCUUCAGCACCAUGGACGGGGUUUGCGUCGAAGAUGAACCCUGUGAAGCAUGCUUCGUUGUGCAUAAGGGUGUCUUUGCAAUAUGGAGACUCCGAGGAAGGCAUCAAGUCAGCCAUCGCAUACCUCGAACAGGUUGGAACGAGCCUCGAAUCCGACAAAGAAGCGUAUCUUCUAGUGCGGUUAGAGAUCUCACGCCGCUUCUUGCAAUCUGGAAAAAUAGAUACUGCAAAGAGCAAACUCGAGGAGUGCAAGGAUGUUCUUGUAGACUUUGCUGAGGUCGAUGCGAAUGUGAACUCAUCAUUUUAUCUUGUGUCUUCAUUGCUACACAAGACUCUCGGCGAUGCUGGGGAAUUUUACAAGAGUUCUUUGUUGUACCUUGCAUACACACCCUUGGAGUCACUGUCGGAAGAGAAGCGACAAGCGUUGGCGUUCGAUCUGGGAUUAGCAGCAAUCUGCGCAGAGAAGAUUUAUCAGUUCGGCGAAUUAUUGUUGCAUCCCAUACUCCAAAGCCUUAAGGGCACAGCUGGAGAAUGGAUGGUUGACCUUCUUCAUACCUUCAACAAGGGCGACAUUGCUGAAUUUGAGAGGGUUUCCACAGAGAAUGCAGCAGCAAUCCAGCAGCAACCUGCUCUUAUCGGAAAUGCGCAGCGCUUGCGCGAGAAAAUCCGCAUCUUUGCGCUGUUAGAGCUUUUGAGAGACAUACCAGCAGAUUCGAGAACGGUUUCAUUCGCGCCUAUUGCUGAACGUACAAAACUUCCGGAAGAUGAAGUCGAGCUUCUGGUCAUGAAAAGCUUGUCACUUGGAAUCGUGAAGGGAACAAUUUCGGGCGUGGAGAACACAUUCUUGGUCACAUGGGUUCAGCCUCGUGUGGUUGACAAAGAAGCCAUCAAAAAGCAUUUGGUGAAGCUCUCGGAUUGGAUGGAAAAGGUUCAAAGAACGUCCGAAUUCCUUGCAACUGAAACUCCGGAGAUAGUCGCUUAAUUGCUCAAAUUUUGUAGUUGUGAAUGCAGAAACAUCCAAACGU
This is a messenger RNA of Guillardia theta CCMP2712, 1239 nucleotides long. Its product is annotated as 26S proteasome regulatory complex, subunit RPN9. Gene Ontology annotation, biological process: ubiquitin-dependent protein catabolic process. The coding region runs from base 6 to 1196 and encodes 396 amino acids. Gene Ontology annotation, molecular function: structural molecule activity. Gene Ontology annotation, cellular component: cytosol; nucleus; proteasome regulatory particle, lid subcomplex. The transcript has 15 exons. The record is from RefSeq and is a predicted model, not a curated record. NCBI's taxonomy places the organism in Eukaryota, Cryptophyceae, Pyrenomonadales, Geminigeraceae.